Cornus florida is the source of this 783-nucleotide messenger RNA. RefSeq names its product methyl jasmonate esterase 1-like. Gene Ontology annotation, biological process: jasmonic acid metabolic process; salicylic acid metabolic process. The transcript has 3 exons. Lineage: Eukaryota; Viridiplantae; Streptophyta; Magnoliopsida; Cornales; Cornaceae. Bases 1 to 783 code for a protein of 260 amino acids. Gene Ontology annotation, molecular function: methyl indole-3-acetate esterase activity; methyl jasmonate esterase activity; methyl salicylate esterase activity. The record is from RefSeq and is a predicted model, not a curated record.
AUGGAGAGUGGGAAACACUUUGUUCUAGUUCAUGGCUCUUGCCAUAGUGCAUGGUGCUGGUACAAGCUUGUCACUCUGCUCAAAUCUUCCGGUCACCGGGUUACUGCUUUAGACCUUGGUGCAAGCGGGUUGGAUCCGAGGCGGCUCGACCAACUCGCCACCAUAUUUGACUACUUGCAAGCAUUGAUGGACUUCAUGGCCUCUCUACCUCAUGGUGAGAGGGUCGUCUUAGUUAGGCACAGUUAUGGUGGCUUCUGCAUUUCUCUAGCCAUGGAGAGCUUCUCCAAGAAGAUCUCUAUUGCAGUUUUCAUCACAGCCUAUAUGCCUAAUGAUAGAGAUCCACUGGCGACUCAUUUGCAAGAAUUCUUUAGAAGGACUUCGCCAGACUCCUUUAUGGAUAACGAAUUUUCAUACGAUGGAGACCUGGAAAACCCACCUUCUUCUGUAAUCAUAGGUCCAGAUUCCUUGACAAAUAUACUUUAUAAUAACUGCCAACCAGAGGAGAUUGAAUUAGCUAAAAUGUUUACAAGGCCAAGUGGCUUGUUCUUUGAAGACUUAAUCAAGGAAUCUCUGCUAACAGAGAAGAAAUACGGGUCGGUCAAUCGGGCUUUUAUAGUGUGCGAAGAAGAUCAAAGUUUGAAGGAAGAAUUCCAGAGAUGGAUGAUUGAGAAAAGUCCAACUAAAGAAGUGAUGUCCAUAGCUGGAGCUGACCAUAUGUCCAUGCUUUCAAAACCCAAAGAGCUUUGUCUCUAUUUGCUUGAGAUUGCACUGAAAUAUCAAUAG